Micropterus salmoides (largemouth bass) is the source of this 1136-nucleotide messenger RNA. It is a transcript of the gene cited2, whose product is annotated as Cbp/p300-interacting transactivator, with Glu/Asp-rich carboxy-terminal domain, 2. Gene Ontology annotation, biological process: regulation of DNA-templated transcription. The record is from RefSeq and is a predicted model, not a curated record. Lineage: Eukaryota; Metazoa; Chordata; Actinopteri; Centrarchiformes; Centrarchidae. The transcript has a single exon. The coding region runs from base 128 to 616 and encodes 162 amino acids. Gene Ontology annotation, cellular component: nucleus.
UGGUGAACUCGCCGCCCUGCCCCGCACCGCCUACCGCGACCCAGCGCACACACAGCUGGGUAAAGGACAGUCCUCGACCUCACUUCACCUGCAGCGGCCGCUGCAGCUCGAAUAUGACGGACUCACGAUGGGGCACCUCGGAGUGACCGAUGUUGCGCAUUCAGUCGGGAGCGCGCAUGUGAACAUGGGGAACAGUAACGUAGUCUGUCACGGAGUGCGCAUCUAUUCCCACUUUCCAGGCCCCGGCUGCGCAGCGGCGUCACAACUGUCGGCCAGCAGACACCUGCAGAAACUGAACACGCAGUAUCGGAAUCACGGGCAACCGGCAUUCCGUCACCAGGAUCACAUGAACGAGCCACAGACUGUUAACUACCCCGAGCGGUUUGGAGACGGCAGCGACUCGGCGCACUCCGGUGCGUCUGAACGGUCUCCGGCGGCACUCCAGGAACACGUCCCCGGAAUAGACUCUGACCUGGUGGACGAGGAGGUUCUGAUGGGUCUGGUGAUAGAGUUCGGUCUGGACCGUGUGAAGGAGCUACCGGAGCUGUGGCUCGGACGCAACGAGUUCGAGUUGGUGGCGGACUUUGUGUGCAAACAGCAAACCAGAGUGAGCUGAGUCAAGAGAGAAGUUCGUUUCAGGACCUGUGGCUGAAGCUACGGCAGAGCGCAGUCUGUGGGGUUCCUGCUCUACUGCCGGAGCGAGGACUUCUGAUUACAGUGAUGAUAUCCAAAUCCACUGAUCAUCCAUCUCUUGAACCCUGCCUUUAUUUCUUAUGUCACAUAGCUACUUCAUGCCUCAGCCAGGCAUGCCAAAAUAUUUUCAGCAGAGGUUAAGUUUCUUGAAAUAUCAUGACUAGGUGGCACUACACAUGGUCUAGGUACCUUUUAACAAGAAAAACUAUUUUAAUGCAGUUUGAAGAGAGAUUCCCUGAAAAGGGAAUUUGAAUUUUCAGUAUUUGCUUAAAUACUCUGAUUAAAUCAUUUUUUCUUGAUGUUUUAAUGUGGAGACAUUUUAUUGUUGAAGAUACAUAAAUAGGGUAUUUAUUGUAUGGAUCAGAGUAGUUGAAUGUUGCACCUGGACUCCUGCAUAAAUGCUGUUGUUAUCGACCAUACUGGAAAUAAAUAAUGAACUUUUA